This is a messenger RNA of Anopheles funestus (African malaria mosquito), 1275 nucleotides long. Its product is annotated as putative gustatory receptor 28b. The coding region runs from base 44 to 1225 and encodes 393 amino acids. The record is from RefSeq and is a predicted model, not a curated record. The transcript has 3 exons. Gene Ontology annotation, cellular component: axon; neuronal cell body; dendrite. Gene Ontology annotation, biological process: sensory perception of taste. Lineage: Eukaryota; Metazoa; Arthropoda; Insecta; Diptera; Culicidae.
AACCGUUGGUCGGUUGUCAGCACGGUGUUUGGUAAACUCAGUGAUGUUGUUACAAAAGUUGAAGGCAUUUUUCUUCACGUCGUCUGCUGACUGGUGGGCCGAGUUCAGGCAAUGGGAACAAUUAUGCUGUCCGCAGCGGACAACAGUGCGAUUAGUGUUUUUGUUUCUGUUUUUUCUACUGCUAGAGGUCGGCGUUCUCGUCAUAACGCUGCUCUACAUUCCUUCGCGUAUGGAUACUGGGUCCUUUUUCCUUAACAAUGGAGUUCCAGUAAUCUUGAGUAUUGGUACCACCGGAUGCGUAAUGAGCCUAACACAUAUGCUCUCGCAGCGAGCCAGAAUUGGGGGCAUGGGAUCAACAAUGCAGCAUUUUGAUCGCACACUGCAACAGUUGGAUUUUCGACUGCGCUGUGAAGAAGUUACCUAUUGGACGACGGGAUGGUCACUGACGGUGUUGAUCACAACGAUUCUUUUCUCCAUCGCCAUACAAGUGUUUGGCAGCAUGGUGUUCAACAAUCUGAACACUAUCAUUCUGGUAGCGUUCAUAAACAUUACCAACUUCCCAUACAUCGUUUUCACGGUUUGGUUCAUCGUUUGUGAACUGUGCGUAACGUAUCGUGUGAAAUUGCUCCAUUCGCUGCUCGACGGUGAAAUGCGAUCGAUGGUAACGACUAGAAGAAUGGAUAAGAUCAAACGACCUAGCCACGUGCUAGCAGGCUUAACCGAUUUGUAUGCGGAACUUUCAAACGCUGUCGAGCACAUUAGCGCAGUGUUCGGUGUCCACGUGAUGGUGACUCUGGGGGCGUACGUUACGCUGUUGAUAUUUUGUGUAUUUUCCUACUACCGGGCUGCCGUUGUUUUGGGCGAAAUUGAAACAAACUUUGCAUGGUUAACGGUGUCCUGGAGCCUGUACAACAGUUGCUACCUAUUGCCAAAGGUUUUAUUCGGUGCCUGGAUUCGGAAGGAAACAGAUCGGUUAAUUAAACUCGUUCACCAUUAUCUACGCCAAGCUGGAGAGCAAAUCGUGCAAGAUCAGCUAUACAUCUUAUCCCAGCAACUGGAGCACCGUUCGUUGAGCAUCCGUACGGGGCUUUUUACCAUCAAUUGGCCUGUGUAUGCUUCUGUUAUUGGGUUCAUCAGUACGUAUGUCGUAAUUUUGAUACAGUUCGAUAGUAAGGCGAUGGAUAUUGCCUCUAAAGCAAACACACCGAUUGUGCCUUCGCCGUAAACACGAAAAGAGGUAUGCAGUAGCUUUAUCAAUAAAUCAUUUAUUCAGUA